Lemur catta (Ring-tailed lemur) is the source of this 3662-nucleotide messenger RNA. It is a transcript of the gene NEDD1, whose product is annotated as NEDD1 gamma-tubulin ring complex targeting factor. Lineage: Eukaryota; Metazoa; Chordata; Mammalia; Primates; Lemuridae. Gene Ontology annotation, molecular function: gamma-tubulin binding. Gene Ontology annotation, biological process: microtubule nucleation; mitotic cell cycle. The transcript is spliced from 15 exons. The record is from RefSeq and is a predicted model, not a curated record. Gene Ontology annotation, cellular component: pericentriolar material; centriole; spindle pole. Bases 86 to 2068 code for a protein of 660 amino acids.
UAACAGUCCCGGCGGGAGCCGGAAGCCCAGCGCGGAGUGGGCCGUGCCUUGGCCCCCUGUUGUGCCGCCGCGGAGAGGUGCAGUCAUGCAGGAAAACCUCAGAUUUGCCUCAUCGGGAGAUGAUAUUAAAAUAUGGGAUGCUUCAUCUAUGACAUUGGUGGAUAAAUUCAACCCCCACACAUCACCACAUGGAAUCAGCUCAAUAUGUUGGAGCAGCAAUAAUAACUUUCUAGUGACAGCAUCUUCCAGUGGCGACAAAAUAGUUGUUUCAAGUUGCAAAUGUAAACCUGUUCCACUUUUAGAGCUUGCUGAAGGGCAAAAGCAGACAUGUGUCAGUUUAAAUUCUACAUCCAUGUAUUUGGUAAGCGGAGGCCUUAAUAACACUGUUAAUAUUUGGGAUUUAAAAUCAAAAAGAGUUCAUCGAUCUCUUAAGGAUCAUAAACAUGAAGUAACUUGUGUAACGUACAAUUGGAAUGAUUACUACAUUGCUUCUGGAUCUCUUAGUGGUGAAAUUAUUUUACACAGUGUAACCACUAAUUUGUCUAGUACUCCUUUUGGCUAUGCUAGUAAUGAGUCUGUACGGCAGUUGAAGUACUCCUUGUUUAAGAAAUCACUACUGGGCAGUGUUUCCGAUAGUGGACUAGUAACUCUCUGGGAUGUGAAUAGCCAGAGUCCGUACCAUAAGUUUGACAGUACACACAAAGCUCCAGCUUCAGGCAUCUGUUUUUCUCCUGUCAAUGAAUUGCUAUUUGUAACCAUAGGCUUGGAUAAAAGAAUCAUUCUCUAUGACACUUCAAGUAAGAAGGUAGUGAAGACUUUAGUGGCUGACACUCCUCUAACUGCAGUAGAUUUCAUGCCUGAUGGAGCCACUUUGGCUAUUGGAUCUUCCCGUGGGAAAAUAUAUCAGUAUGAUUUAAGGAUGUUGAAAUCACCAGUUAAAACCAUCAGCGCUCACAAGACAUCUGUGCGAUGUAUAGCAUUUCAGUACUCCACUGCUCUUACUAAGUCAAGUUUAAAUAAAGGCUGUUCAAAUAAGCCCACAGCAGUGAACAAACGAACUGUGAAUGUGAGCUCUGCUAGUGGAGGAGUUCAGAAUUCUGGAAUUGUCAGAGAAGCAACCGCCACUUCUGUUGCCACAGUUCUGCCACAGCCCAUGACAACAGUUGUGGGGAAGGGAGCGGCUGCUGUUCAAGACAAAGCAGGUUUGCCUCGAAACAUAAAUACAGAUAUUUUAUCUAAGGAAGCAGACGGUGGAAAAAAUCAGGAUUCCUCCAGCUUUGAUGACACUGGGAAAAGUAGUUUAGGUGACAUGUUCUCACCUAUUAGAGAUGAUGCUGUAGUUAACAAGGGAGAUGAAGAGUCAGUAGGCAAAGGAGAUGGUCUUGACUUUCUGCCACAAUUGAACUCAGUGUUACCUCCAAGAAAAAAUCCAGUAACUUCAAGCAGUUCAGUAUUGCAUUCUAGUCCUCUUAAUGUCUUUAUGGGAUCUCCAGGGAAAGAAGAAAAUGAAAAUCAUGAUCUGACAGCUGAGUCUAAGAAAAUAUAUCUGGGAAAACAGGAACCUAAAGACUCCUUCAAACAGUUUGCGAAGUUGAUCACCUCUGCUGCUGAAACUGGAAAUUUAAAUAACUCUCCAUCGUCUAACCAAACAAGAAAUUCUGAGAAAUUUGAAAAGCCAGAGAAGGAAAUCGAAGCCCAGUUGAUAUAUGAACCCCCAGCCAAUGGAUCCUCAACUCCAAAUCCAAAGAUAGCGUCCUCUGUCACUGCUGGAGUUGCCAGUUCACUCUCAGAAAAAAUAGCUGAUACCAUUGGGAACAACCGGCCCAAUGCACCAUUGACAUCCAUUCAAAUCCGUUUUAUUCAGAACAUGAUACAGGAAACACUGGAUGACUUCAGAGAAGCAUGCCAUAGGGACAUUGUGAAUUUGCAAGUGGAAAUGAUUAAACAGUUUCAUAUGCAACUGAAUGAAAUGCACUCUUUGCUGGAAAGAUACUCAGUGAAUGAAGGUUUAGUGGCUGAAAUUGAAAGACUGCGAGAAGAAAACAAAAGACUACGGGCCCACUUUUGAAAUUUCAGUGAAUACCGUAAUGUUUUGUGACUUGGGAAGUUUAUGUCAACAUAGGACUACACAGAAUCAGUAUUGUUUUCAUGGCCUCUAGGGAAAAAUUUUUUUUUUCAAGUAAAGGGGUGAUGGGAUUUUACACCAACCACUAUUUCAUCUUUUCUGUCAAAUAUAUUUAUAUUUUUAUAUUAAAAACUACAAUGUCAUCUGCCUAAUAAGAGUCAACAGAAUCUUUAUUUUAUGAAAGCCUUAGCUAUACACUAAGUGCCCUUUUUCUUAAGAAAAUUGUGCAUAAAAAUGUAUAUUUUUACUGACAAAUUGUCUUACAAACUUAUUUGGGUAGUUGAGAUUUGAAGAAUUUGAUAUGCCUUCUAUUUUUAUGGAGAAAGUAAUUUUAAAAUGGCAAUUGUUGUUUCUAAGCCACUGAGUAAUAAAGCACAGGGUUAGCUAAUGACUAUUUUGUUAACUUGAUGAAGUCAAGUAUGAGUAUUAUUUAUUGUACAUUUGAUAAGGCAAUUUUUAGAUUUUGAAUUGCAUAAAUUACAUUAUAUCUUUUGCAUUUAUGUCACCAUAUUGUACUUCUGACAAGUCUUUACACCUGAGUGGUAUUUUUUUUAGCUAACUUUACCUAUAAAAAACUUUUAAGGGUUUGUAAGACUCAAUAAGAGCUGUAUCUGCUGAUUAUGUCAAGAGUUAACAUGUAAAAUUAUACUGUAAAGUUUCAAUCAAUAUGACUCAAUUUAUAAUCAGUGAAAACUUCAUAUUAGAUACUAAAUAUGAUAUAGUAUUAUUGUCAUUUUGUUCUCCCAAGUGAGAAGUAUGGAUUAUUUUGUUUUAUGGUUUGUAUCAUUAACUUUCUCUAAUACUUUUGUACACUGUACAUAAUAUUUUUAUAUUACUGGCCUUACCAUAAAAUUAUUCAGAAAGGGUAAUUGUCAAAAGAAUUUACACCUCUUUGGCAAUAGGCAGAUAUAUACAUCUACCUGCUGUGAUCUGCAGUUUUAGGUGGUACAGGGUUAGGAGACCUACUGACUUGUUUACCUUAUUGUCUCUUGUCCCAAAGAUUUAAACUCUGUACCUUGUAUAUAGCUUUCCUGCCCAAUUUUGACUCCUGAGAUGAAAAUAUUUACCAAAAUAAAAAAAAAAAUCUAGCUUAGGUUACUAACUAUGGUUUUCCAAAGUAAUGGAAAAUUUUAAGGGUAUAUUUAAUAAGUGUAAACAUACUAAUAAUCACUUCUAAAAAUAAAAGCAGGAGUUUUACUUUUUCCCAGUGUGGCUCAUAGAAUACAUUAGUAUUGAAGCAUAAAGGGAUAUUAAUGUGAUCUUUUCCUGACAGAUUAUGAAAGCAUUAUGACUUGUAACAAGUUUCCUUAUAUAUCAGGUAUCAAACAGAUUUAGAAGACAUAAAUAUUAGUGUGUUUUGCCUACAUGCUGUAUUUUAAAUCUAUUAAUAUUUUCAUAUUGCCUUUUUAAAAAAUAAAUGCACAUGUGUAUCAAAAGAGGUGGGAUAAAUAAAACAAUUUUAAUAAUUUCAUGUGUAUAGAAGAAACUUCUGUGAUGGAAUUUAAAAGCUGAGUACAAAAAAUAAAAUUUUAUAUGC